CAGUCCUGCAAACGUCUACAAAAAUUUUCGCUUACAAUUAGUAACAAAUCUCUUUCAUCAUUUAGAUACACGCGUCUUUUCUAAGCUUGUCUUUCCCCUUUUUCUCAUUGACGACAAUUAUAUUUCCCUUUUAUUUUUAAUACAAACAUUUAACGCAAUGUUAGAAAGAACACACUUGAAAGUCUUCCCCAUAUUGGGCGACACGGGAUUUGCAGUAAAAAAAAAGCGCAGCUAAUCGCAGGCAAAAACUUUGGACAAAAUUGAUCAUUAGCGCAAAACUUAACCUAGAUUGAUCGCCAGUUCUUGUUUGGAUAUAUUUCGAUCUCUGAAAUACUUGUAGAAAUCAUAAAGACAGACUUAAUAAAUUUUUACAACAAUUCAAUAAGAUGUAACUUUUUUAGAACAUUACGAUUGGCGACACUGAUCAAGUUGUCAAGGAAACCGCAGAUUUCAAAUGAUUUCAAAUCCUUCUAAUGGCCACUAACGUUAACGUGGACAAAGUUUUUCGCGUAAACAAUAAUUUAUGUCACUUUUCAAGAAAUGGAGCGUAUCUAGCGAUAGCAUUUCAAGCGAAUCUGCUGAUAAAAGAUGCACAGACUCUCGAUACCUGUCGAUCGUUUGUAUUCGUGGAUCUGAUACAGUAUAUGGAGUGGUCUUCAAAUAGCGAAUAUAUUCUUUGUGCGAAUAUAAAAAGAGCUAUCGUUCAGGUAUAUUCGCUACACUAUCCCCAGUGGAAAUGUAAACUUACCGAGGGUAGUGCAGGUUUGCAAGGUGUUACCUGGUCUCCAGAUAGUAAACACAUUUUUACCAUAGCAGAUUUUAAUAUUCAACUGUCUAUUUGGAACUUGGAAGAGCAAACGGUAUCGUACAUACAAAAUAUAAAAUCAUCUUCCUUUGACAAAUUACAUUUUAGUCCCAAUGGUGAGAGAUUAGCAGUAAUAGUUACAGAAGUAGAUCAAGAUACAGUAGAAAUUUAUAAAACUCAGAACUGGAAAAUAAGUCGAAAACUUAUUUGCGAUCGUUUGCGCGGCAUCGACGGGGUUCGUUGGUCGCCAAACGAUGAAUUAUUAUGCAUAUGGUGUUCCUCUCCUGCCGAACCAAAGUUGAUUAUUUAUUCUAACAUAUUGGAGAAACACGUAACAGCAUUUUCCCCGCCGGCACAGCCAUCUGAAACGUGUACUUAUGGGAAAGAGCUGAAAGGAAUUGAAAAUAUAGAAUGGAUUCCAAGUGGACAAUUGUUGGCUGUAAUAGGAUUUAACGAAGUGGUCGUCCUCCUUAAUCACAUCACGUGGCAGCCUUUGUCGAAAUUAUACAUGGAUCCAGUAAUCAGAGAAUGUAAUUAUCUAACAAAAGUAUACAAAGAAUAUGCCGAUUCGGAGAAAGUUUCUAAUAAACGUUUUGCAUCUUAUGAGGAACGUGUUUUACGUGAAAUACAUGAACGGCCUAUAUGCAUUGAAAUUGGAAAGAAAGAUAAUGACAAUUUCUCGAUAGCGAAAGUUAAAUUGUUUGAAUUUAGCACAUGUGGACAAUACCUGGCUCUGAAACAUGAACUUUAUCCUACCACAGUGUGGAUAUGGGACAUCUGUACGGAUUAUCUGGAUUAUUUGCUACUUGAAAAUCCCAUUUCAGCUAUCAAAUGGAGUCCUGUUCAUCCUCGACUAUUUGUGCUCUCCGAAUGUACGCGCGUGUACGAAUGGACUCGAAAAGACGCAAGCUCUGUACCAUUGUCUAAAAAUAUGUCGAUUGUAGACGCAUAUUGGCACCCUUCGGGAGAAAAAAUUGCAUUAUGCGGCUAUAAUAAAGUCAUGAUUUAUGAAACGAUGAAUACAUCUUAAAAAAAUAAGAAGACGAUCACUACGUGGGAAUGCCUAUUCUCCGUUAUGAUGAUAGCUGAGCGCAAGAAAUAUCGAGGAGACAUUCAUUUCGCGUCAUUGUGGGCGACUACGAAAGGAGACGACGAAAUGAAAGUGUAUCCGAUAUGGCGAAUCGAAAUGUUUAAAUUAUUGAAACAGAUUUUUCCCAUAUAGGAAGUGAAAGCUAAUUUGAAUUACGAAUUGUUACAAGGUAAAUUUUCUUUUUUUUUAAUAGCAAAUCAAAAGAUAAUUUUUCAAUCUACGUUUUUUUAAUCCGACCAA
Acromyrmex echinatior (Panamanian leafcutter ant) is the source of this 2135-nucleotide messenger RNA. Its product is annotated as WD repeat-containing protein WRAP73. Gene Ontology annotation, biological process: microtubule anchoring at mitotic spindle pole body. Gene Ontology annotation, cellular component: MWP complex; microtubule organizing center. The record is from RefSeq and is a predicted model, not a curated record. Gene Ontology annotation, molecular function: protein binding. Lineage: Eukaryota; Metazoa; Arthropoda; Insecta; Hymenoptera; Formicidae.